Molecule: messenger RNA, 2419 nt
Organism: Perca fluviatilis (European perch)
Lineage: Eukaryota; Metazoa; Chordata; Actinopteri; Perciformes; Percidae
Product: apolipoprotein L domain-containing protein 1-like
Exons: 11
Coding region: 584-1966 (460 amino acids)
Biological process (GO): lipoprotein metabolic process; lipid transport
Cellular component (GO): extracellular region; membrane
Molecular function (GO): lipid binding
Source: RefSeq, a predicted model, not a curated record
UAUAUGAGAACUUUAAGAGUUAGCAUUGAGCAGAAACUCAAACCCUUUUUAAUUUUAAACGAAAGAAUCACAUGGUAACUUUGUUCUUUUCAUUCAGAGUGUGACCAAUUAAUCUUCGUGCACAAAUAUUUUCAGAAAAACAGGUUUAACUAUUACAUGAACAUGCAUUAAUGUAUUAAGUUCAGAAGACCAAAUAAAGUUUCAGUUGUUAGUUAAAAAUGUUGAGUUAACCCUCGCUGCUGUUUGUCAUUGCAAUAACGUUAAAGUUAUUAUUAAUGAAGGGAUGAGAAGUUGAAAGUUGUUUUGACAGUAGGUGUGCCGUGUUAUCUGUUGGGCAUGGAUUUGACUUUAGAGAAUACUUUUCAUUCUAACAACAGCCGAACCAUAACAGGUGUGUAAAGCACAAGAAUGCAGAUGCUUGAAUGGCCAUGAACCAGUCGAGCUGUAGAAUGUCAAUCAUCUUCACGUACAACCUGCUAGGAUUUUUGGAUCGGCAUUCAGAAGUCGAUGGUGAGAAGGAAAGCAAGAGCAGCAAAGGAGAGCGAUUGUGGAACGACUCAAUUACAGCAGGGGAAGUUAAACAAUGUCAAAGCCAAACCCACCAGUUCCCUUGCCAAGGAGGAAGUUUUUCCCCUCAAACAGCACGGAGGACGACAAUCUGUUACCAUGUAGCCCCACUCCUCAGUCUCCCACGAAAUCUCCACAGGGAGGUUCGGUCAGCUCAACUCCUCCACCAGUGUCACCAAAGAAGUGGAUCCUUAGCCAGAGCUCUGGAGGAUUUGACUCUGGAAAUGGAACUGUAGAAAUAGUAAAGGGAGGUUCGGUCAGCUCAACUCCUCCACCAGUGUCACCAAAGAAGUGGAUCCUUAGCCAGAGCUCUGGAGGAUUUGACUCUGGAAAUGGAACUGUAGAAAUAGUAAAGGGAGGUUCGGUCAGCUCAACUCCUCCACCAGUGUCACCAAAGAAGUGGAUCGUUAGACCGAGCUCCGGAGGAUUUGAGUCCGGAAAUGGAACUGUAGAAAUAGUAAAGGUGGUGGCCAAACCACCAGUUUACAACUGUCAACCAAAAGCUUCUCCUCUGCCUCAAAAAAUCCCAAAAGAACGGCCUCAUGAUGGACACAAAAUGGAUGACAUCUCUUUGUCCAACUGGCAAAACGGACUGAAACCCUGGACUUCUCUGUGCAAAGACCUCCAACUUAGAGGAGAGGAAGAAACAAAAAUCAUCAAAGAUGAAGCUAAACAGCUCUACAAAGCUAUCCAGCGUUACAUCUUCCUGCUGUCUAAACAUGGUGACACUCUGAAGGGGCACACUGCCGAGCUGCUCUGCAUUGCUGACAACUUGGACAAGGUUUCAAAGGGGACAAAGAUUGCUGGCAUCACAGGAGGAGCUACAACUGCAGCAGGAGGUGUUGCAGCAGCGGCUGGGGUGAUUCUGGCCCCAGUAACAAUGGGAUUAUCACUGGCACUGACUGCAGUUGGUGUUGGCGUCGCCGCAGCUGGCGGCGUCACUGGUGCAUCAGCAGCCAUCGCCAACAAGGCGAACGUCAGUCAAGGCAAGAAGAAACUCGAGAAGACCUUCCAUGAGUACAAGGACCUGAUGGUGAAUAUUCAGGAUUGCUUGAAGUUCAUCAAUGAGGGCUUAGAGCAGCUAAAGCAGCAUGAUCUGUCUGUUCUGAGUGAAGCCAGGAAGGAGUCGGUGAAAGUAGCAAAGAUGGUACAGCUGGCCACUACAGGAAGAGCCAGUGCCAGGGCCAUAGAGGCUAACAGUAAAGCGUCCGGGCUGAUGGAAGGCUUCGCCCUCGGCAUCGAUCUCUUCAUCCAAGGAAAGAAUGGUCAGAGGCCAAAGAAGGACCUCAAGUCGGCGCUUGCUACGAAAAUCCGCAAGCUAGCAGAGGAGCUCAAUAAGGGUUUGGAUGAGCUCAAGGAAUUGUUCAGUGAGCAAUGUUCAGGAGUGAAAGGUUUUUAACUUGUUGACCUUCUCCUGCCUGAUUUCAUCUUCAUACGUUUAUAUUUGCCUAUUUUAAAAAUAUAUCAACAUAUCUAGCAAUGUAGUAUGUGUAGGUUAAAAAAAAGGAACAAACCCAAAUACUGUAUAACACAACAAGGAACAGACUUCUCAGUCUCCACUUUAAUGUCCUUAUUUUUCUCCGCAAAACUUCAAUGACUAGGAAUACAGAGCCACACGUAAUUACACUGAUUAGACAACUUGAGUGGUUACAGCUUUAGUAAAAAGAUGUAAUUGUUUUAUCGAUUUAGAUUUUGUAAUCAUUAUCUAUCUUAUUAUCUACUGUAUAACCAACUUGGUUAUACAGUUGAUAAUCUAUGAUUAAUAUGUUAUGUAUGUUGUUGCAGGUUCAGAGUGGACCUGACCUGAGAGUUUACUUGGACAGAAUAUAAUAAAUAUAAUUUGGGAAUUGUG